AUGGACGACCGUGACUUGGAGGACGACGACAGGGAUGCAUUGGCAGGAUUAUCAAACUUCCCGCCUGUGCCCAAAAAAACUCAAUCGUAUAGCCAACAACUGCGUACAAGCACAGGAUCACAUCACAAGAAACAUCGCCAAGUGCGAAAACACAGCUUAGAUGAUGCUAAAACCAUCGGCAUUGCCAGCAGUAAUAGUUACAGCUAUUUCUUGGAGAAUUCAUCUGAUGAUGAUGAUGAUUUCUACCCCUAUUCCACCACUGUUGGCUCUGCUUCUUGUAACGCGGACUAUAAUAUUAAUCACAGGAUUGAUGGAUUGUCAAUGGGGGAUGGUGGUGGCUCUGAGGAAUACGUACAAUAUCAGCAUCAGCAUCCGCCGCAGAACUACCAACCAUUGCCGGAGUUUAUGGGGAGUGGGGGUGGAGUGGGGAUUUUCAAGGUGCCUACUCGGGCCGCGGUGCACCCGGGCCGCCCUCUUUGCCUUGAGCUUAGACCACAUCCCCUUAGAGAAACUCAGGUUGGGAGGUUUGUCAGAACAAUUGCUUCCACAGACACAGAACUAUGGGCAGGUCAAGAAUGUGGUGUAAGAGUUUGGAAUCUAUCAGAUGCGUACAAGCCAGGAAGUGGAUUAGGAGGAAGAACAAGGAGAGGGGAUGAGGAUGCAGCACCCUUUUAUGAAUCGGUAAAUACUUCCCCAGCACUCUGUCUGAUGGUGGAUCCAGGGACAAAGUUGGUUUGGAGCGGGCAUAAGGAUGGUAAGAUUAGGUCCUGGAGGAUGGACCAGCAGCAUUCAGAUGAUACACCUUUCAAGGAAGGUCUUUCUUGGCAGGCUCAUCGUGGUCCUGUUCUUUCCAUGGUUUUUUCUUCUUAUGGUGACAUCUGGUCAGGCUCUGAGGGCGGCAUUAUAAAGGUCUGGCCUUGGGAAGCAGUUGAAAAAUCUCUGUCUCUAUCCCCAGAAGAAAGGCACAUGGCUGCUUUAUUGGUAGAGCGAUCGUCUGUUGACCUUAGAAGCCAAGUUACAGUGAAUGGCGUAUGCAACAUUUCAUCUUCAGACAUAAAAUGUUUGUUAUCCGAUAAUCUCAGAGCCAGAAUCUGGGCAGCGGCCUCUUUGUCAUUUUCAUUGUGGGAUGCUCGCACAAGAGAACUUAUCAAAGUAUACAACGUAGAAGGUCAGAUUGAGAAUCGAGUUGACAUGUCUUCAGUACAAGACCAAGUAGUUGAAGAUGAGAUGAACGUUAAAUUUGUGUCCAAAUCAAAGAAAGAAAAAUCCCAGAAUAGCUUCUUGCAACGGUCACGUAAUGCUAUCAUGGGAGCAGCAGAUGCUGUUCGACGUGUUGCAACAAAGGGUGCAGGUGCAUUUGUCGAUGAUACUAAGAAAACAGAAGCUAUAGUGCUUGCUGCAGAUGGGGUUAUUUGGACUGGAUGUUCAAAUGGUUUACUUGUGCAGUGGGAUGGAAAUGGGAACCGUUUGCAAGAUUUCAUUCACCAUCCUUGUGCUGUACUAAGCUUUUGCACAUAUGGCUCACGGAUAUGGGUUGGCUAUGUAAGUGGCAUGGUCCAAGUUUUUGACCUUGAUGGAAAUUUACUUGCAAGUUGGGUGGCUCACAAUGGCCCUGUCAUAAAAAUGGUAGUAGGCAAUGGUUAUGUUUUUAGCAUGGCAAAUCAUGGCGGUAUACGCGGGUGGAAUAUAGCCUCUCCUGGGCCUAUUGAUAACAUUUUACGACCAGAAUUAGCUGAGAAAGAAGACAUGUACACAACACAAGAAAAUCUCAGAAUUUUAGUUGGUACAUGGAAUGUUGGUCAAGGAAGAGCCUCUCAGGAUGCACUUAUGGCAUGGCUGGGUUCUGCAGUGUCAGAUGUUGGCAUUGUAGUUGUGGGAUUGCAAGAAGUGGAAAUGGGUGCUGGUUUUCUCGCAAUGUCUGCAGCAAAAGAAACUGUAGGACUUGAAGGAAGUUCUAUCGGUCAAUGGUGGCAGGAUGCUAUAGGAAAGACCCUGGAUGAAGGAUCAACAUUUGAGCGUGUGGGGUCAAGGCAGCUGGCUGGCUUGCUUAUAGCUAUCUGGGUGAGGAGGACUCUCAGAACGCAUGUUGGGGAUCUAGAUGUCGCAGCAGUAGCCUGUGGAUUAGGUCGUGCCAUCGGUAAUAAGGGUGGCGUGGGGCUGAGGUUGAGAGUAUUUGAUCGCAUAAUGUGUUUUGCCAAUUGUCAUUUAGCUGCACAUUUGGAAGCUGUCAACCGCCGCAAUGCUGAUUUUGACCAUAUAUUUCGAACAAUGACUUUCUCCCGUUCUAGCCCUCUUACUAAUGCUGCUGGUAUGCUGCCGUUCCUGUUUGUCUGUUGCUCUCUUAUCUUCUCCACGUAUUUAUUUUGGCUGCUUUAUUCUUCUGGAUUUCCAUGGAUCCUCUCUGUUGCAGCUGGUGUCUCAUCUGCUGCCCAAAUGCUUCGGGGUCCAAAUGCAGCUGCAGUUAACCCAGAAGAAGGGAAACCUGAUCUUGCUGAUGCUGACUUGGUUAUGUUCUGUGGUGAUUUCAAUUAUCGCCUUUUUGGGAUAUCUUACGAUGAAGCAAGAGACUUUGUUUCUCAAAGAAGUUUUGAUUGGCUUCGCGAAAAAGAUCAGUUAAGAGCAGAAAUGAAAGCUGGUAAAGUUUUUCAAGGCAUGCGUGAGGCCCUUAUUAGAUUUCCUCCAACCUAUAAAUUUGAAAGGGGAAAGGCAGGUUUAGGAGGAUAUGACUCGGGUGAGAAAAAAAGAAUUCCGGCAUGGUGUGAUAGGGUACUAUACAGAGACAGUAGGGCUGCUCCAGCAGAGGAGUGCAGUUUAGAGUGCCCUGUAGUUGCUUCCGUUGUGCAGUAUGAGGCUAUCAUGGACGUAACAGAAAGUGAUCACAAACCCGUACGAUGCAAGUUGAAUGUUGACAUUUCUCAUGUUGAUAGAUCAAUACGAAGACAAGAGUUUGGGAGAAUUUUUGAAUCCAAUGCCAAUGUCAGGGCGUGCUUAGAUGAACUGCGUUUUGUUCCAGAAACCAUUGUCAGCACUGACAGGAUUGUGCUUCAAAAUCAAGACACGUUCAAUUUGAGAAUAGCCAACAAAAGUGGCAAAGACAAUGCUUUCUUCCAAAUUGCAUGUGAAGGUCAAUCCACCAUCAAGGAGGAUGAGCAACCAUCAGGUUAUCGCCCCAGAGGUUCCUUUGGUCUCCCUCGUUGGCUUGAGGUCACACCUGCUGCAGGUGUAUUGAAGCCUGAUCAAAUUGCUGAGAUCUCAAUACACCACGAGGAAUUCCACACCUUGGAGGAGUUUGUUGACGGGAUUCCUCAAAGCUGGUGGUCUGAAGACACCAGAGACAAGGAAGUGCUCUUGUUAAUCAAUGUACAAGGAAGCCGCUCACUGGUGACAGGAACUCACAGAAUACACGUGCGCCAUUGCUUCACUUCUAAUACUGUUCGUCUUGACUCAAAAAGCAACUAUGCUAGGAAACACUCAGGAAGUGCUCAUUCAAGAUCGUUGCCAAAACAUGCUGGUGCUACCUCUGAUACAAUUGAUGACCAUCGCAGCUUACGUGGUCCUUAAGCCUAAAUGAAUGAAAGAAUUCAGACAACAAAGUGUAUAGAUGAACUAGGCAGUUUUUGAUGAAAUGAUAUCCAGUCUAGCAACACAUUUCCUACAGCCUUCUUCACUAGAUAGCAUUGUGGUGUAAAUAUUCGGACUAUAGGCUUAGAUCUUGAUCUCAUGUUCACUAAGUUCCAUUUCAAAGUUCCAAAA
Molecule: messenger RNA, 3753 nt
Organism: Coffea eugenioides
Lineage: Eukaryota; Viridiplantae; Streptophyta; Magnoliopsida; Gentianales; Rubiaceae
Product: type I inositol polyphosphate 5-phosphatase 12
Exons: 11
Coding region: 1-3561 (1186 amino acids)
Biological process (GO): phosphatidylinositol dephosphorylation
Molecular function (GO): protein binding; phosphatase activity
Source: RefSeq, a predicted model, not a curated record